This is a messenger RNA of Callithrix jacchus (white-tufted-ear marmoset), 8319 nucleotides long. It is a transcript of the gene GLT1D1, whose product is annotated as glycosyltransferase 1 domain containing 1. Gene Ontology annotation, molecular function: glycosyltransferase activity. The record is from RefSeq and is a predicted model, not a curated record. NCBI's taxonomy places the organism in Eukaryota, Metazoa, Chordata, Mammalia, Primates, Cebidae.
GGAACCUGCGAGUUCCGGUGCGGCCUCGGGGAGGGGCGGGCGCGGCCUCCGGGAGGGGCGGGCGGGACGGACUUAGCCGCUAGGCUCCCCUGCCAACCGCGUCUGUGCCGUCCCUGGGACCUGGUCAAUGUCCCGGACAGCGGGGGCGGCAUGCGGCUCCUGCUCCUGGCGGUGCUGCGGCCGCACACGGGGAACGCGGUCACGGCCCAGCGCGUCCGGGCCCACCUGGAGGCUGCAGGGCACGUGUGCGUUCUGAAAGAUGCCUUUGACUUUGGAAGCCCGUCUGAGAUUGCAAACCUCAUCUUGGCUGAGAACUGCGAGGCCGCCCUGGCUCUUCAUCUCUAUAGGGCAGGCCGCCUCUUGCAAGGCCACCGAAUCCCUUUUGGAAUCAUCUUUGGUGGAACUGAUGUAAAUGAAGAUGCCAAACAGAAAGAAAAAAACACAGUGAUGGGAAGAGUUCUUGAGGAAGCCAGAUUUGCUGUCGCUUUCACAGAGUCAAUGAAGGAAAUGGCACAAGUGCAGUGGCCGCAUGCUAAGGGUAAGAUCUACGUCCAGAGUCAAGGAAUUGCAACAACACCGAACGCCACCUUUAACUGGAAUACCUUUCUUCAGCGUUCAGAGAUUAACCAAAGUGCUGACAAUUUGCACAUAUUUCUUCUGAUCUGUGGACUUCGACAAGUGAAGGACCCUCUCUACCUGGUGGGUGCAUUUUCAGAAUGGCACCAGGACGAGCCCAGUGUGUACCUGGUGAUUGUGGGCCCUGAGGUCGAUCCAGUGUUUACAAGGGAAGUAAAAGCCAAAGUGAAAAGGGCUGCUGGGGUACGACUGAUCGGAGAGAUGCCUCAAGGCGACCUGCACGCCGCGGUGAAGAACUGCUUCGCGGUGGUGAACAGCUCGGUCUCUGAAGGCAUGUCAGCCGCAAUUUUGGAGGCGAUGGAUUUAGAAGUUCCAGUGUUGGCCAGAAACAUCCCCGGGAAUGCUGCCGUGGUGAGGCAUGAAGUCACAGGGCUACUGUUUUCCACUCCUCAGGCACUGAGGUCUUGAAGGAGGAGCCUCACAACUUGCAGUUCUCAACAAAAUAAAUCUGUUCUAUGACCAAAUCGUUUUUGGAAGAUGAGACAGGUGCAGCAGGCUGCCUUAGACCUGUCAGGCUUCCCACCAUCACCUGGGCACUGAUGGGCACUGAAUUCUGAAACCUCAUUCUGUGUACGUGGUUGAGCACUGGAUGCAUGUUGGCUGCUGUUGCUAAUUUCUGGCUGGAUCCCAACCUCCACUGGAGGCUCUUGGUCAGAGGCCGGCUCUCUCUUUCCUUGAAGAAAGAAGUGUUUAGAAAACGCACAUUCUGGGACCCCACCCUCCACCCACCCGGUCAGCAUCUUGGGGGCUGAGGGCCUGUGUGUGGUGCAUGUGUGUUUAACCAGCUCCGUUAGAGAUUCUUACAGCCAGGUUUGAGAAGCAAAACCUCCGACGAAGCCUUAAUUAACUGAAAGGUUCCAACCCGAAAGGCCCAAGGAAAACCGGCAGUCUUUAGCGACAGCAGCCUGUGCCCGUCUUGAGAAACUUCCUCGUGAACAUCUCCCAUCAAGAAGCAGCGGGAGAGCAGCUUCGGGGCUGUUUAAUUUAGCACCCCAGGCCUGAGACUCGGAGUUUUCCUAUGAUUGACUAUAGCUUCUCUUGCUGAAGGUUGUCAGAAUGUAACGCUCUUUAAAACCAUAACAUUUUAAAUCUGCCAGGCCCCACGUGUGCCCUGCUCAAGGCUUUUGCUUCUCGGGGAGGAGUUCUUUUCCCUUUUGUUCUGUGGCUUUGAGAUAACAUCAUCACCAGAAGGAUUGUGAUGGGGUUCUAAUAUUCAUUUUAUAAAACAGCUACUGGCCAGGUUCAGUGGCUCACACCUGUAAUCCCAGCACUUGGGGAGGCCAAACCAGGCGGAUCACUUGAGGCCAGGAGUCCAAGACCAGCCUGGCCAACAUGCGAUAACCCUGUCUCUACUAAAAGUACAAAAAUUAGUUGGGUGUGGGGCGCAAGCCUGUAAUCCCAGCUACUUGGGAGGCUGAGGCAGGAGAAUCACUUGAACCCAGGAGGCGGAGCUUGUGCCACACACUGCAGCCUGGGUGACAGAGACAGACUCCAUCUCAAAAAAGUAAAAAGACAAAACGGGCACCAAUUCUCUUCCUCUGGAUCUUGGUGAAACCUAAGGGAGAUGGAGCAGGUCAGAAGGAUUCAGUGAGAAAUGUUCCACCAGCAGCUCCAGCUGCUCAGACGGGAAGAAGCACUGAGGACGGCCGUCUACUAGUUACGUAAUUACUCUAUAAACGUCAAACCCUGCUUGUUUGUGUGACUUUUUACUUAACAUCAUAAUGCAUCACCUGAGCCGGCGCUGGCACACCUGUGGCCCUGGACCUAGGUCUGGUCUGCACAUGCGUUUUGUUGAGUUUGCUGUAUUCUUAAAAUACUGAAUUACUUGUUGCUAUUUAUCAUGGAACAGUUUUACAUAAAUAUCCAGAAUUCAGACCUCUCUUGGAAAAAGAAAAAGAAAAGAAAUGUGGCAACCUUCACAGGCCUGUAUUUACCCUGUGGCGGGCGCGCUCCUCCCACUUCGCCUGCUGGGCCCCAAAGGCGUCUGCGUUUCCCACCACUGAUCAGGAACCCAGGCGUGAGGGUUGCUUUUGCACUCUCCUGAGAGCUGGAACUUCUGUACUUGGCUUGGCUUUGAGUUUUUAGCGUCUGUUCUCUGUAAUGCCUCAUGAGUUCUUUUUCCCUUUCCUUCGUUUUGAGACAGUUUAGCUGCUGUUGCCCAGGCUGGACUGCAACGAAUGGCGCGAUCUCAGCUCACUGCAACCUCCCGCCCCCAGGUUCAAGAGAUUCUCCUGUAUCAGCCUCCCGAGUAGCUGGGAUGACAGGCAACCGCCACCAUGACCAGCUAAUUUUUUUGUAUUUUUAGUAGACACAGGGUUUAACCAUGUCGGCCAGGCUGGUCUCGAACUACUGACCUCAGGUGAUCUGCCCCCCCCCCCUUGGCCUCCCAAAGUGCUGGGUUUACAGGUGUGAGCCUCCGUGCCUGGCCUGUGAGUUAUUUUCAUAAAUCAUUUUCAAGAGUAGAUCAUGGUGUAGCCGAGCGUAAGAUCCUGAGUGGCAGCCCCUCCUCCAGAGGUACAAAGCGUGUGUGGCUGUCAGCCAGUUGGCAUUCCCGCAGCUCCUGAUGGAAACUGGAGUUGAACCUGUAGUGCCUGGGCUGGAGGGACCCGUCUCAGGGGCACUCAGGGGUAUACUUCCUGCUGUGUAGCUCUCCCGUGCAUUUGAUGAGGUGUCAGGUGUCAUGGCUGAUGUCUGGCAUGGCAUGUCAGGCCUGGCACAACUUGCCACCUCUGUGUGAGUGCCCGGCCCUGCCUUCCUGUAGACGGCAUCGUCUCCUAAGGUGGGGGGAAUCCGUGCAGUGAGUCAGGGCUCCCCGUGCCACCCGGGUGGCCUCAGAGGCUGGAGGGAGCUGCUGUUUCCCGUGUUCUCUUCUUAGAAGGAGGGAACUAUCUUUUUCAGAAGACACCGACUGACUCUCCCUCCCAUCUUGUUACGGGAGAGCAGUCCCAAUCCGGACCCCAAGAGAGGAUUCUUGGAUCUCGAGCAAGGAAACUCAGGCGAGUCCGUAAAGUGAAAGCAAGGUUAUUAAGGAAGUGAAGGAGUAAAAGAAUGGCUGCUCUGUAGACAGAGGAGCCCCAAGGGCAGCUGGUUGUCCAUAUUUAUGGUUAUUUCUUGAUGAUGUGCUAAACAAGGGUGGAUUGUUCCUGCCUCCUCUUUUUAGACCGUAUAGAGCAACUUCCUGACACCGCCAUGGCAUUCGCAAACUGUCACGGCACUGGUGGGAGUGUGGCAGUGAGGACCGCCAGAGGACACUCUUGUCGCCAUCGUGGUUUUGGUGGGCUUUAGUGGCUUCUUUACUGCAUUCUUUUAUCAGCAAGGUCUUCAUGACCUGUGUCUUGUGCCAACCUCCUGUGUCAUCCUGUGACUUAGAAAGCUUCACCUCCUGGAAUUGCAGCCCAGCAGGUCUCAGCCUCAUUUUACCCAGCUCCUAUUCAAGAGGGAGCUGCUCUGGUUCAAACGCCUCUGCCAAUCUCAGUGGCCAGACUUGGGUCAAGCACUGGCAGGGAGGAGAGGUUAACAGUGUUGGUUUUCUAUUGUGUGAAACAAAUCACAAGCUCAGCAGCCUGAAGCCACACUUGUGUGCCGUCUCAGUUUCUGUGGGUCUAGGCUCUGGAUCCUCGGCUUGGGCCCAGUCUCACCAGGCUGCACUCCAUCCAGGUGUCUGGGCCACAUUCUUAUCUAGAGCACAGUUGGUGGUGGGUUCAGUUUCUUGUGACGGUGGGUCGAAGGCCAUUGCUCUCUCACUGGUUGUUGGCCCGGGGCCCCCCCUCCUCAGCUCUUAGAAGCUGCCAGGACAGGUGCCCCUUGAUGUGUGAUGGGGUUACAUCUCAAUAAACCCACUGGAAGUUGAAACGGCACUUAACAGCCUGGGCAACACAGUGAAACCCUGUCCCUAGAAAAAAUAAGAAAAUUAGCCAGAUGCAGUGGCAUGUGCCUAUAUUCCCAGCUACUUGGGAGGCUGAAGCAGGAGGAUCUCUUUAGCCCAGCAGGUUGAGGCUGCAGUGAGCUGUGAUCGUACCACUGCACUCCAGCCUGGGUGACGGAGGAAGACCCCAUCACUAAAAAAUUUUAAAAGGCCAAGUGCAGUGGCUUACACCUGUAAUCCCAGCACUUGGGGAGGCCGAAGUGGGCGGAUCAUGAGGUCAGGAGUUCAAAACCAGCCUGACCAACAUGGUGAAACCCUGUCUCUACUAAAAAUACAAAAAUUAGCGGGGCGUGGUGGUGGGCGCCUGCAAUCGCAGCUACUCAGGACGCUGAGUCAGGAGAAUCACUUGAACUCAGGAGACAAAGGUUGCAGUGAGCCAAGACUGUGCCACUGCACUCCAGCCUGAGUGACAGACUCCAUUAAAAAAAGAAAACCAUGCAUUCCAUACAGCCACCCCUGGAGCAUCAUGGCUUAGCCCAGCCUACCGCAGCGUGCUCGGAUCACUUCCUCUAACCUACAGUUGGGCAAAGCCAUCCAGCACAGCCUGUUUUUACAGCGUGGCUUUGCAGAUCUCAUAUGAUUGGUCCACUGCUGUCCUGAGAGCAAAACACAGAAUGGUGGUGUGGGUGCCUGACGUGCAGUUUCUGCUCUCAGACUGAGACAUCUGAAGUCACACCAUCGUAAGUUGGGACGGUUCGUGGUUUCUCGCCCUGCGGCAACAUGGAGUCUCCCCUGCUCCGCUCUGCUGAGAUGACGGCCCCCGUAAAUCACGCUGUCGAGGGAGCCACAUCCCCGGUCCUUUGCCAUAUUCUGUUGGUUGCAGGCAAGUCCACCCACACUCAUGUCACGGGCAGGGUGACGAGUCAGCCCAGGGUGUGCCAGUCACAGCACAAUUGGCUAGGACAAAUCAGGACCGACUUUCGGAAGUGGAGGCAGGGUCUCCUUCCCAGAUCGAGUUGCAAAGGGGUAGAGUUUCAAAACUUCACAGCUCUCUUGGUGAAGAGGAGGAGCUGAAUGCCUGGGGAGAGAGUCAGUUAUAUAUUGUUGUGUAGCUAAGAUCCCCAAGUCGGUACAACUACCACCAUUUUAUCUGUUUGCAAUUUCCCGAGUCCGCAGUUUGAGCUGGGCUCCUGGGGCGGUGCUUCUGCUGGGCCUGGGGCCAUUUGUCCAGUAAUGGUCUUCUGGCAGCUGGCCUGUGGCUGGGUGGCCCGAGACGGUAUCACUCAUGGUGCUGGCCAUGGCUCAGUGCCUCUGUUCACAUGGCCUCUCUUCCCUCAGGAGGCUAGCCCAGGCAUUGCCUUACAUGGUGGCCUCCAGGGCUGCAACAGGACCCGGGGUCAUGGAAACUUCAGAAGCAUAAGAGCUUUCAAAGCUUUGCGUGGAAGGCAGACUGCAUCACUUCUCAUGUAUUCUGCCAGUCAAAAGCUGAGGUGCGUGGAUCAUGAGGUCAAGAGAUCGAGACCAUCCUGGCCAACAUGGUGAAACCCCGUCUCUACUAAAAAUACAAAAAUUAGCUGGGUGUGGUGGUGUGUGCCUGUAGUCCCAGCUACUCAGGAGUCUGAGGCAGGAGAACUGCUUGAAUCCAGGAGGCGGAGGUUGCAGUGAGCCGAAAUUGUGCCACUGCACUCCAGCCUGGCACCUGGUGACAAAAUAAGACUGUGUCUCAAAAAAAAAAAAAAAAAGCAAAUUACUCAACCAAGUCAGAUUCACUGGGGCGGGGUGGGGAAUAGACCACACCCGCUCAGUGGGGAGAGUGGCAGUGUCAUAUUGCAGAGACGUGCACAAGGGGAUAGAGGGUGUGGCCGCCUUUGCAAACCAUCUGCCCUGGUAAGCAAACCACAGAGUCUGUGUCCACAUGCAUUUCUCACGUCCACAGGCGUGUGGCCAGCAGAUUACCGACGCAGACAGAGAAGCUUUUAGUGCAGAAGAAGAGAAUCCCAGAGGCUCAGGGAGUGACUUACGGCUCAGGAGAGAUUUUUUUCUUUUUCUGAUGAUUCUCCUUGCUUCCGCUCUGCCACUCAUCCAGGGUUUUAUUAAGCCGAGAUGUUGUUUACCUGUCACCCACCUGUUGCUUUAUUUCAGUCUAUGUUUUUUGUUCAGUCUUCCAUGCAGAGAGAAACGAAGACUGUUUUAUCACGACCUAAUCCUAGAAACCCUGCCCUUUAGGAUUUUGUUGUAAAGGGGCCAUGAAUUCUGUAGGAAUAACAGGCAGAGCGGGGCGGGGGGUGGGUUUCCACCAGUCUCCACAUCAGAUAAAUCAAAGACAUGACCAGCAUCAUAAAAUAAUAUACCCAGCUAUAAGCGUCUCAAAUAAUUUUAAUAAGAGCAUUGUUCUGCUCUGAAGCAGGAAUAAAUAUCUUACAUUUUUAUUAUAAAACAAGCACCAAUUUACUACAAGGCAUAAACAUAAUCUAUAAAAAUAUAAUUCUACUGUACCACAAAUAUUACUAUUUAUAUUGCUAGCUAUAAAAGGCAUUCAGCAUUUAAUUAACAAUAAUUUUGCGAAUAUGUUUAUGUUCCUUUGAAAAAGCAAAAGCCUUGUAUGUUAAUCGUAAGCGUUGCUCCCUUCUUGGAAUUUAUGUGGGCUGUUGGGGAGUAACCCUGGCGAUGAUGGUUAAGUAUGUACGGGGCUUUGCUCAGAAUUCUUUGUUUGCGGUAACCCAUCUGCCGUCCUCUCAACACCCAAGGAAGGAGGUUUGUGAUCACCCAUGACUGACAGCUGAGGAACUGAGGCACCCCCUCCCCCGCCACCAGGCAGGUGAAGGGUAGGGUGUGAAUGUAAACCCACACCUCCUGGAUCGGGAGCUGUGCUGUGGACUGUGAUCACCCCUGACUGACAGCUGAGGAACUGAGGCACCCCCGCCCCGCCACCAGGCACGUGAAGGGUAGGGUGUGAAUGUAAACCCAGCCUCCUGGAUCGGGAGCUGUGCUGUGGACUGUGAUCACCCCUGACUGACAGCUGAGGAACUGAGGCACCCCCCCCCCCACCAGGCACGUGAAGGGUAGGGUGUGAAUGUAAACCCAGCCUCCUGGAUCGGGAGCUGUGCUGUGGACUGUGAUCACCCCUGACUGACAGCUGAGGAACUGAGGCACCCCCUCCUCCCCCACCAGGCAGGUGAAGGGUAGGGUGUGAAUGUAAACCCAGCCUCCUGGAUCGGGAGCUGUGCUGUGGACUUACAGGCAAGCGUAAAGAAUAAUGACUGGUCCCCCCCUUUCCCUCAAUACCCUUUAACAGGCAAAAUACUUCCAGUUUUUUUCCCAGUUCUGAAGGGCUUUGCUAUUUAAACCAGGUCAGCAAGAGCAUUCUUUCAUUGCCGGGCCAAGGGUCUGCGGGCCUUCAUCAGUAAUGAGCAUAACCAGAAACACAGCCGGAAGCUGAGCUGCAGAAGGCACGGCCUGCGAAGCAAAGGGCUUUUCAACCCCUCCUCGCCUGCUUCAUGCCGGGAGCCCCUGGGUCGUGGGGCGGGGCUGGCCAUCACUCCUCUGCAGAUGGGAAAGGGGCUCCGAGAGGUCACUAGCUCGCCCAAGGCCACGCAGCUGAGUUAGGUUGUUGGGAAGAAUGUGAACCCAGCUCUGACUCUGAAGUGCUAGUGCUUUCCACUGCCCCCGACACCACGCCGUCCAUAUUGUGAAGACAGGCUUGGCUCUGCACCCCGGGAAGGCGACAGACCCAUCACAGGAAAACCAGCGGGGCCGGGGUGAUAUCAUGUGGGGCUGUGGGGCGCACCCCGGGAAGACGACAGACCCAUCACAGGAAA